Nilaparvata lugens (brown planthopper) is the source of this 2047-nucleotide messenger RNA. RefSeq names its product gem-associated protein 2 (gene Gem2). The record is from RefSeq and is a predicted model, not a curated record. Gene Ontology annotation, cellular component: nucleus; SMN complex; spliceosomal complex. Gene Ontology annotation, biological process: spliceosomal complex assembly; spliceosomal snRNP assembly. NCBI's taxonomy places the organism in Eukaryota, Metazoa, Arthropoda, Insecta, Hemiptera, Delphacidae. The transcript has a single exon. Bases 242 to 874 code for a protein of 210 amino acids.
GUGACCGCAUUUGUAGUUUCAUGAGGCGACAGAUGCGGUCGAAAAAAAUGACCCACUUUGUCGUCGACCCAGUUUUGUGUAUACCUUGUGAUCAUAAUUAAUAUCCUAACCUAAAAGUAAAAUGGCGUGAUCGUGAAGUCUUCAAUGUUAUCAUUCAUGUUUACAUUGCAGAUUCUACAUUCGUAAAUUUUGUACGUUGAUCCUGUGGUUUUGAAUAUUUUGUUAUCUUAUUGUGUUCAUAAUGGAAGAGGAAGAUAGGCCUAGGUCGAAUAUUCUUAAGAAGGUUUUUUCUACAUAUAUGCCACUCACUGCAGAAAAAGUUACAGUGAGUGAUAAAACAUUUCUACCAUCACUUGAAUGGAAAAAUGAGCAAGUGGCAAACUUUUCAUAUCUUCGUAAUGCUCUUGCAAUUAGAAGAGAAGCUGAGAAAACGUAUGGUACAAAUGUGAAAGAAGUUUUACCAGCAAAAUACAGUGAAGAAGCUUGGUUUAAAAUAUGUAUUGAAGAACCUAUUAAACCAAAAAAAUUUCAACAUCAUUCUGGAAUCGGUAAACAUUGUUAUAAAAAACCAUCAGUGCCCCUUCUUUUGUCUAUGUCUCAAGACACUCUUCUCAGUCUUCUGGAAAAUUUUGUCAUGUGGAUAGAUGAAGGACAUACGUCUGUUCAGUUGAGUGGAAAAUGGAUCUACAGUAUAUUUGUGUGUUUGGAAGUUCCAUUGCUUCCAGAAGUGUGUUCCUCUUUGCGCGAACUAUGUAAGUUGGCUGCUAAAGAAAGGUCAAUACUAGAAGAAUAUGAAAAUCGGACUGUGAAUACACUCAAUCUCAUCAUUUGUUUAGUCGGACACUACUUUUCACAGACCGACCUAGCCGAUUGACUCAUCACUUCAAACAUUUUUCCAACAGGUUUUUAUUCAUAAGUGAGUUUUUUCAAUCAUUUUUCUAAUAGUUCUUUAUUCAUAAGUGAGUUAGUAGGCUACAGUAUGAUAUUUUAGGUACUUUUAUGUGAGUUUUGAUUAACUUACCGUAUUUACUUCAAAUUUAGUUUUUGAUAAAAUAAAAUUACUUUUUUGAAUGGAAAGUGCAUACAUCAUAUUUAUGAUCCUGUCCAUUAAAGCAGGCCCAUAGACAGGGUAUGGCAGGUAAAGCUGGAUUUGGGGGAACCGGCCUCCCAGGGGGGCCCGGCAGCCAGGUGUCAAUGAAAAAAGUAUUUCUGUUUGUAACUGUGUAAGAAAUUUUCAAAUUUAUUCAUUUCCAUCUUCAUACAACAUGCACGAUACAGUAUAAUAAAAAUUAACUAUUCUAAUACACAGCAUGAACCAUUUAAUGAAAAUGAAAAUUUCCCCCAGCAAAAGUAAAACUUGCUCGCUGGUGGGAGUCCAUCCUAGAACUAAAAUUAAUAAUUAUUGAAUACUAGGAAAAAUAAAAAGGAAAAAACAUAAGUUCAGGAAAACCUAGAAAUACCAUAUUCAAUACAGAAAGAAAAGAGAAUACUCAUUAGAAAAGAAAAACAAAAGUUGCUAUGAAAUAUCUUUGACUAGAGUAAUUCAUCAAAAACCAGAUUAAAACAAUAUUCAUACAUAAUAUAAUAUCAUUUGAUAAAUUGUGACACAAUAGAAAUACCAGAAUAUUGUAAUCUGUUAUAGUUAUCUUAUUCACUUAAGGUAUUGACAGGAACCCUAAUUCUUGGAAAAAAUUAUCACAUAUCCAUUUAUUUAAUAUUUUACUAUUUUGACAAUGAGCAAUUGACAACAAUGACAAUUGUUCAGUUACCAUGUUGAUUAACUUGGAGCUAACAUAAAUAAGCUGUCUCGAAAUAUACUCAGGUUGCUGUGAUAUACUUUGUAUUUUCUCACAAUGUUAGGUCUGAAUGAAUAAGAUGGCCAGUCAGAUUCCUCUAAGUUCUGUGUAUAGUGAUUAAUGUAUUUUAUCAGCCAAAGUUAUUAACAACAUGUUUAUUUUUCCGUCCUUAUAGAUUCUAUUAGAUUGAACAUAACUUAUCAUGCACAUUGUAAUAUUACAUUUUUUCUCGAUUGGAAUUGAAUCUUCAA